UGUUCAAUUCAUCCAUAGCUAACGUAAAAUUAACCAUUCAGAUCUAAGUGAUCGAACAUGGAUGCCAAACCUCAUCUUUUCCUCAGUUCUCUUCCUCUUUUAACCGACUAUGUAACCAUCCUCGGUGAGGUAACCACCUCAGGACCUCAUCUUCUGAACUGUGCUUGUUGUCGAGCUCUACUCCGCAGAACUCACAAUGUGCUUAGUAGCCCUGCCAUGAACGACAAGAAGCAUGUUUACAUUGUUGCUCACAAGAAUGAUGUAAAGAAGAAAGAGUUCAGCGGGUCUGUGUCUGCUUGUAACCUCAAACUGGUGAAGGUCAUGCAACUUAAUAAUUCUAUUCUUCAGUAUUGCCUUGACUUUACCCUACACACAUAUCUUCACCCCCAUUGGACGAGAGUGGACAACAAGUAUCUACAGGGUAGCUCAUGUUUGUUCCAGAACCGCUGGAUGGGAUGUAUUAGAGCACAACUAAACGUGCAAGCUAAAAGUGUUGUAAUCGCUAUCAAAGCCACCCAAGUGAAACUAUUGGUCGCUAGACUGUCCACAUUUCACAUCAGAGACGACACCAUACAGCGCUUCAUGAAGAAGGAUAUCAGGACUAUCAUUUCCUCAGAAAUGGGUGACAACACGUGCUACGUUCUGCCAAGUUUUAAGCCUGCUUUAGUGCACUCAAUCUCAUAUGAUAUAGAUAAGAAUUGUCCGCUGAAGGACAAAUCGGACAUGAUGGCCUACUGGUUGGAUUAUCAUGGCAUGCUCAUUCCUUCCGAUACUGAUAUCUUCGUUACUUUAUCCUUCAACUUUCCAGGGGCUCCUACGAUGACUUAUCCAUACUAUUGCAUCAGGAAGAAUUUUCCUGUUAUGAAGCAAGGAACGGACGCUGAGUGCAUAAACGACUUUGUGAUCGAAGUGAAUAACACAUUGAAGUCAAAGUUGCCGAACCUCCAACUUCACUUUCCCAUCAGUCCUGCAUUUUAUACCGGCCCUGAUAAGUCGAAAGACUGUCUUGUUGCAGUAACAAGUGAGACUUUCGAUUACAAAUCAUGUAAAGUACCUCCCACUGUAGCUGCGGAGAAUGUGAAUCCAAAAAUGAAUAUUCUGCCGUUGAGAAAUAUAGCUAGCCCCAAAAUGUCUGCUUCUUCUCAUAAUAAUUCUGCAGCUAAGAUAAAGCCCCGUUUUAAUCCAUAUCAGAAACCUCUCAGUAACAUCAGGCCAUCAGAUAAUAAUAAGAACAAUGAUAGCGGCAGACAGCAUAUGCAAGGAAAAGUGGUUCCAAGUUUCAGGGCUAAUACUAUUCCUGCCACUGCUUCACUGAAGUAUAACGAAAUGAAAUCAGGAGGCCAAAACAUUGUCAAACCUGUCUUCGGCAAUCAACCAAAACAAAGCUUAUCGUCGGAAUCAAUGAUAUCUUCUAAGAAUAACAAUUCAUCAAAAUCUCCUCUCAAAAAGCUAUCACAAUCACGAGUGGUUCACACUCCCAAAUCCUCGUGGUCUGACAGAAACUCAUCUCAAUCUAAGUCAAUCACUCCACAAUUACAAGGGCUACCAACUCCUUGUUCAGUUCCCAGCAGUUUCGAACAAGACGAUUUCGAUGAUUUUGAGAUUCCUCAAAGUCUUAAAUUCCCUUCGCCUAAGCCUAAGCUAAUAAAAACCCCUGAAAGCACUCCAAUGCAGAAUCUGGUCGGUAAAAAUUAUUCUCCGGCAUGCAAGACACCCAAGACUGAAACACAGAAGAAACCGAAGGCUCCUCCAAAAAUUAUAUCUGAAGAGCAAAUCAAGUCCAUGUUGAAGGUUGGAAAUUUGUCGAAAGUGAACAACCAAAGCCUUAUUGUAUUUCUAAAGAAACGGAAUGUAAAGGGUGCUGGUAAGUUUAAGAAAGAUCAGCUUGUCAGUGAAACGUUGAGGAUUCUGGGGACUGGUGAAUUGUUUAGAGAACUAUAACCACUACUAAUCAGAUUAGUAACUAAUCAACACAACUAAUCAUGGAGCUGAAAACUUUGCGUAUUACAAGAAGAAACAUGUUGACA
Messenger RNA from Bolinopsis microptera, 2027 nucleotides. RefSeq lists its product as uncharacterized. The record is from RefSeq and is a predicted model, not a curated record. The coding region runs from base 58 to 1941 and encodes 627 amino acids. The transcript has a single exon. Lineage: Eukaryota; Metazoa; Ctenophora; Tentaculata; Lobata; Bolinopsidae.